Molecule: messenger RNA, 1743 nt
Organism: Neoarthrinium moseri
Lineage: Eukaryota; Fungi; Ascomycota; Sordariomycetes; Amphisphaeriales; Apiosporaceae
Exons: 5
Coding region: 1-1743 (580 amino acids)
Biological process (GO): xanthine transport; transmembrane transport
Cellular component (GO): fungal-type vacuole; membrane
Molecular function (GO): xanthine transmembrane transporter activity
Source: RefSeq, a predicted model, not a curated record
AUGGACGAAAACCAGGGCGCUUCGGAUAUCGUGCCCAGGGCCAGGACACGGCCCAGCUUGUCCAGCAGCCUGGGAAAGCUGCGGCGCACAUUUCUGACGCGCAAUGGACUGCUCGGCCAAUAUGACUACGGCUUCUUGUUUCGGCCGAGCUUGCCGUUCAUGAGACGGGCAAACCAGUCGGCUCCUUUCUUUGGGCUGGACCAAUCGAUGCCCGUGGUACUGGCAUUGCUACUGGGAUUGCAGCAUGCCUUGGCCAUGUUGGCUGGAGUCAUCUCCCCGCCGAUUAUCCUGGCUGGUGCUGGCGGUGCCAAUCUCUCUGCCGAAGAACAGCAGUAUCUUGUUUCGACCGCACUCAUUGUAUCUGGGCUUCUGUCCGUGAUCCAGAUCAAGAGGGUGUCCAUCUACAAGACGCCAUACUUUAUCGGAACUGGCGUGAUCUCGGUUGUGGGCAUAUCGUUCUCCGUCAUCACCAUUGCCACCGGAGCUUUCUCGCAGAUGUACGAACGUGGUUUCUGUCCCAUGGAUGCCGAUGGCACCAAGCUGCCAUGCCCCAGAGGCUACGGCGCUCUGCUGGGCACCGCAGCCAUCUGCGCCUUGCUUGAAAUCUUGCUCUCCUUCUUGCCACCGCGGGUUCUGCUGCGGAUAUUUCCACCCUUGGUAACAGGCCCAACAGUUAUGUUAAUCGGUGUAUCCUUGGUUGAAAGCGGCUUCAAAGACUGGGCUGGUGGCAGCGGAAGCUGCUCCAACACCAACCCGUCUGAUUUUUACGCAUUGUGUCCCGAUAUCUCGGCACCCCAUGCCCUGCCUUGGGGAUCAGCUGAGUUCUUAGGCCUUGGUUUCUCUGUUUUCGUCGCUAUUAUUCUGUGCGAACGUUUUGGUGCUCCGAUUAUGAAGUCCUGCAGCGUUGUUAUCGGACUCCUUGUUGGAUGCAUCAUUGCAGCAGCAACUGGAUACUUCGACCGCUCGGGGAUUGAUGCUGCUCCAGUGGCUUCUUUCAUCUGGGUCAAGACCUUCCCCCUUACUCUCUACGGGCCCCUUGUUUUGCCACUCUUAGCUCUGUAUAUCAUCUGCGCCUGUGAGGCAAUCGGCGAUAUUACCGCGACUUGUGACGUGUCUAGACUUGAAGUCGAGGGUGAAAUAUACGAGUCCCGGAUCCAAGGAGGUAUCUUGGCGGAUGGGAUCAACGGAAUCCUCGCGGCCUUGUGUACGCUGACCCCAAUGUCUACUUUUGCUCAAAACAACGGUGUCAUUGCCCUAACUAGGUGCGCCAAUCGCACCGCGGGCUAUUGUUGUUGCAUGUUCCUGGUGAUUAUGGGAGUUUUUGCCAAGUUCGCAGCCGCUUUAGUUGCCAUUCCCAAGCCAGUGAUUGGGGGAAUGACGACGUUCCUUUUCUGCUCAGUCGCUGUGUCCGGUAUAUCGAUCAUCACGCGCGGUGUGCCCUUCAACCGCCGCAACCGCUUCAUCUUGACAGCUGGACUGGCUCUCGGAUACGGUGCAACAUUGGUGCCGAAUUACUUCUCAUCUGUCUUCACCUACAGUGGCGAUAACCAGAGCUUGCAAGGAUUUUUGGACGCUAUUGUUUUGGUAAUGGAAACUGGCUUUACCGUGACUGCUAUUGUAACCAUGAUCUUGAACUCUUUGUUGCCACAAGAGGUUGAGGAUCAAAAAGCAGUAGUCACGGCGGACAAUGAGUCGGUGAACCCCAGCCCCAGUGCUGCAGGCGAACACGGCAAAGUAGCUUGA